AUGGAUAAAGGACGUACAUUACCUCAGGACUUUGGAGAGUUUCUGCACUGCUUAAGGAUGAGAAGCAAGUAUGCCAUCCUCCUGGUGUUUGUGGUAGCCCUUGUCAUUAUUGAGAAGGAAAACAACAUAAUAUCAAGGGUGUCAGACAAACUGAAGCAAUCUCCCCUGUCCCUUAUGGAAGCCAAUAGCACAGACCCUGGCUUAGUGUUGUCAGAGAAUGGUUCCCUCAUGUCCCUCAGUGAACUGGAUUCGGCUUUCUGGCAACUCAAGAGCAGGCUUCAGAAUGUCACUUUGCAGCUUGGGGGAACUAGGGAACCUUCGCUGGCACCUGUGAAGGGAACUCGAAAACAUGUACUUCUAAUGGCCACCACCCGCACAGGCUCGUCCUUUGUAGGGGAAUUCUUCAACCAACAGGGCAACAUUUUCUACCUCUUUGAGCCCCUUUGGCACAUUGAAAGGACGGUGUCUUUUGAGCCUGGUGGUGCUAAUGCUGUGGGGUCGGCCCUUGUCUACAGAGAUGUUUUGAAACAGCUCUUCCUCUGUGACCUUUACACUUUGGAGAAUUUCAUAAUUCCAUUUCCAGAGGAUCACCUGACUCAGUAUAUGUUUCGGCGUGGUUCAAGUCGCUCUUUAUGUGAGGAACCUGUCUGCACUCCUUUUGUCAAGAAGGUGUUUGAGAAGUACCACUGCAAGAACCGCCGCUGUGGUCCUUUAAAUGUCACCCUGGCUGCAGAAGCUUGUCUGCACAAAGACCACGUGGCACUUAAGGCAGUGCGGAUUCGGCAGCUGGAGUUUUUGCGCCCCCUGGUUGAAGAUCCUCGUCUGGACAUGAGAAUAAUUCAGCUAGUACGAGACCCACGGGCAGUGCUGGCUUCUCGAAUGGUUGCUUUUUCUGGGAAAUAUGAAACAUGGAAGAAAUGGGCUACAGAAGGUGCAGCAACCAUCAGUGAAGAUGAAGUACAGAGGCUACGAGGAAACUGUGAGAGCAUCCGGGUCUCAGCUGAACUUGGUUUGAGGCAGCCGGGAUGGCUGCGGGGUCGCUACAUGCUGGUCCGCUACGAAGACAUUGCCAGGUCACCACUCCAAAAAGCCAAGGAGAUGUACAAAUUCACUGGUAUCGCCAUCACGCCUCAGGUGGAGGAAUGGAUUCAGAAGAACACUCAGGCACCUCAGGAUAGUAACGGCAUCUAUUCCACCCAGAAAAAUUCCUCUGAACAGUUUGAGAAGUGGCGAUUCAGUAUCCCCUUCAAGCUUGCCCAGGUGGUACAGAAUGUCUGCAGUCCAGCCAUGAACCUCUUUGGCUACAAGCUGGCCAGCAGCCCCGAGAUCCUUACAAACAGAUCCAUCAGUUUGCUAGAGGAGGGGAGGACCUUCUGGGUCACGUAA
Molecule: messenger RNA, 1386 nt
Organism: Eublepharis macularius
Lineage: Eukaryota; Metazoa; Chordata; Lepidosauria; Squamata; Eublepharidae
Gene: CHST3
Product: carbohydrate sulfotransferase 3
Exons: 2
Coding region: 1-1386 (461 amino acids)
Biological process (GO): N-acetylglucosamine metabolic process; carbohydrate metabolic process
Cellular component (GO): Golgi membrane
Molecular function (GO): N-acetylglucosamine 6-O-sulfotransferase activity; chondroitin 6-sulfotransferase activity
Source: RefSeq, a predicted model, not a curated record